CGAGUAAAAUUGUAGACCCAUCGCAGCAACGUGUAGUCCACCAAUCACUUUGCCUCAACCAAGCUAACUGUAGAAUAAUUAUCCCCAUUUGACGAAUAAAGGUCACAAACAAAACAAGAAAACUCUUACGAAAAAGAARAGAAUUGAAUCCUAAUUCUGGUUAAAAACGGAGAAACGGUUGACCGUUAGAACUUAAACUUCGUGUGAACUGUGACGUACGGGUAACGAAACCUGAGUACCGAAGGUUUUGAGAUGGCGCCACGUGUAAUCUCGUGUUACAAUAAUAAAAGUGUCCAGGCGGGAGUACGAUAACCCGAGUAGGCGCUUCCGCACUGAAGCUUAAGCUGUGGAGCUGGAGCUCGGCAUAGCCAGUCUCGGAUCUUUGAGCAUCUUCAUUCGUCACGCACACCCCUUGGCCCUUCCGUCAAAUUCAAAACGGCGSUGUGACCUCACCUCGCAUCCUGUAUUCUGUCCCGUUGCCCGUUAACUGAUUCCCCCUCUCUGGCAGUGGAAGCUACAUUCAGGGCAAUCGAAAAAUCAAUCUAGUCCCUUGAAGGUGAAGUUUAAAGCUACUCCUAGUCCUAGCAACCACUACUUCAAAACUUAAUGGCCGGCAAUAAGCCUAUAGUACCAAAGGAAGAGGUCUUGGAUUUCAGGUUGCCUUCUGAUGUGAUUUAUUCGAGGCAUGAUGGGGAUGGUGGUGCAAGCUCAUCUGGGAGUAACAUAAGAUCAUUUUUCAUAGAUAUGGGGUUCCUGCCAUCCCUUGUUGAUAAAGUGAUUGAAGAAAAGGGUGAAGAUGAUGUAGAAUUGUUAUUAAAUACCCUGACUACGUAUUCGGUCGUUCAAGCAUCAAAACCUGAAUCAUCAGAUUCUCUAGACAGCUUAUUUGAUGACAAGGAUGCAAGCAAUGAAAUCUCUCAAGUUGUUAUUCCAAAGGAGGAGGUCGAUGAUUAUUAUGGCAGUAGUGAUAGCAAAAGAGCAUCCUUGUUAAUGAUGAACUUUACUGUUGAUGAAGUUGACUUUGCAAUUGAUAAGCUUGGUGGAGAUGCUCCAGUUAAUGAAUUAGUAGAUUUUAUAACUGCUGCACAGAUUGCUGAAAACUUGGAGAUGGAAACUGAUGAUACGUUCUGUAAUAAUGAAUUGAAAAAGGAGGAAAAUGAUGAAACCUUGUUUGUGACUAUGGAGAAAACACUUCGCUUGCUCGAAAUGGGUUUCUCUGAGAAUGAGGUUUCUUUGGCAAUUGAGAAGUUUGGUUCUGACACCCAAAUUUCAGAGCUUGCUGAGUCCAUUGUUACAGGUCGAAUUGCUGGUAACUACCCUGGGAAUGAUAAGUAUACCCCAAAGUCAUUUCAGAUGGGUGGUUUACAUACUCCGGAAGAUUGUAUGGAAAAAGUUAAAGCUGAGGAAUCCAGUUCAGAUGCAGUUUCUCUGUCAAGGAACAUUAACAUUGAGGAAAUAUUGAAGGGUAAAAGACCAAAAGAAGAAUCUAUGGAUAACCUUCUGAAUCCUAUCCCUCGUUUAGAUGUUAAAUAUAAAGGGAAAAGGCCAAAGCAAGAAUAUGCUGAUGACUUGAGUUCUCUCCACGGUCCCGGAUGGAUGGAAGCAAAAGUUAAUCCAAAAAUCACCAGAUUUGACAUGCCCCCACCUUCAAAAUUAAAUCCCUCUAGGAGUCUUGAUAAGGUGGUGGCUAAACCUCCAUUUUUCUUGUAUGGAAAUAUUCUGGAUGUAACUCGCGAUUCUUGGGAAAAAAUUUCCAAGUUCCUAUAUGCCAUUGAGCCUGAAUUUGUGGACACUCAUUUCUUCUCAGCCUUGAGUAGAAUGGAAGGCUACGUACACAAUCUUCCGGCUGCAAACAGGUUUCACAUUCUUCCAAAGCCUGCAAUGACCAUUGAAGAUGCUAUCCCACGGGCAAAGAAAUGGUGGCCAUCCUGGGAUACGAGGAAGCUGUUGAGCUGCAUCAAUUCUGAAGUUAAAGGAGUAUCUCAGCUGUGUGAUAGUCUUUCAAAGAUGAUGACUGAUUCUUGUGGCCAGCUCUCAUCUCAACAGCAGAGAGAUAUUCUUCAUCAUUGCAUAGCUUUGAACCUUAUCUGGGUGGGCCACUUCAAACUGGCUCCUAUGGACCCUGAACAAUUGGAGCGUAUGCUCGGCUACCCAGUAAAUCACACCCAAGAUGCUGAAAGUAGCUUAGCGGAAAGGCUUCAAUCACUCAAGUAUUGUUUUCAGACAGACACGCUGGGUUAUCAUCUCUCCGUUUUAAAGUCUAUGUUCCCAGAAGGGUUGACCGUGUUGUCUAUUUUCAGUGGAAUAGGUGGGGCGGAAGUUGCACUGCACCGUCUUGGCAUUCAUUUGAAAGUUGUCAUAUCAGUUGAGAGUUCGGGUGCGAAGAGGAGGAUUUUGCAGAAGUGGUGGCGCAGUAGUGGACAAACUGGGGAGCUGGAGCAGGUAGAGGAUAUACAGAAACUAACAAGCAACAAAAUUCACAGUUUGAUUAAGAAAUAUGGUGGUUUUGAUUUGGUCGUUUGUCAGAAUCCAUGUUCUCGUUCUUUGUCGUCUUCAAAACUGAGUGGAGACGUUGAGGGUACAGCAAGUUUUGAUUUCUCUAUAUUCUACGAGUUUGUCCGUGUUUUGCAGGCUGUAAGGAACACCAUGGAAACAUUGGAAAGAAAGAAGUGACAAUCUGCUUGUUCUAAUAAUGCUAAAUCCACAGAUCAAUAUCAGACUACAAUUUUGAUUGCC
This is a messenger RNA of Momordica charantia (bitter melon), 2736 nucleotides long. RefSeq names its product S-adenosyl-L-methionine-dependent methyltransferases superfamily protein (gene DRM3). NCBI's taxonomy places the organism in Eukaryota, Viridiplantae, Streptophyta, Magnoliopsida, Cucurbitales, Cucurbitaceae. The record is from RefSeq and is a predicted model, not a curated record. Gene Ontology annotation, cellular component: nucleus.